AUGGUGACAGAAACGGCUAAGCGCAACACUUCCACUGUUACUACUUCGCGGACUUCAAGUCUUGGUUCAAAGAGAAACUCUUUUAGUUGCUAUUACAAAUUCGAAUUGUACUAUGCCGCACUCGACAACCCAACCCUUUUCUUCAAGUGCGCCAAAAACAAGAGGUAUACAACGCCAAAUACACUGCACAGAUGCGGUAACUCCGGAACUCCAUGCAAUGCCGCUGAGGUCGUCGGGAAAGAAGACGACGAAAUCGAGCAAGUUACACUUCUUGCUGCGCACCAGUUAGCUCCUUGA
Molecule: messenger RNA, 297 nt
Organism: Parastagonospora nodorum SN15
Lineage: Eukaryota; Fungi; Ascomycota; Dothideomycetes; Pleosporales; Phaeosphaeriaceae
Exons: 2
Coding region: 1-297 (98 amino acids)
Source: RefSeq, a predicted model, not a curated record